ACCUUUUAGAAAUAAGGUACAAACAACAUCCAACCCAACCUGUCCCUCUGGGCUAGAGUCCCAGACAGAAAUAAGGGAUACACCUGACCUGCAGUAAGGAAAGCAGAACCCAGUCUCUGGGGUGGUGAGGCCCACCCAGUGUGGAGCUCAAAGGUGCCACUGUUCUGCUCCUCUUUAUAAAGGGAGCUGCCAUGGUUCUCCCAGCACAGAGUUGGGAGUGACUCCAGAGCCUCCAGCAAGAUGCUACCGAUUCUGCUGUCGGUGGCCCUGCUGGCCCUGAGCUCAGCUCAGAGCUUAAAUGAAGAUGUCAGCCAGGAAGAAUCUCCCUCCGUAAUACCAGCUGCGUUACUGUAAAAAUUUGCGGCAACUAUUCAGUGAAUGCCCUGUGUCACCCACCUCGUCCAGGAAAGCCAGAAGGACCACCCCCACAAGGAGGCAACCAGUCCCAAGGUCCCCCACCUCGUCCAGGAAAGCCAGAAGGACAACCCCCACAAGGAGGAAACCAGUCCCAAGGUCCCCCACCUCGUCCAGGAAAGCCAGAAGGACAACCCCCACAAGGAGGAAACCAGUCCCAAGGUCCCCCACCUCGUCCAGGAAAGCCAGAAGGACAACCCCCACAAGGAGGAAACCAGUCCCAAGGUCCCCCACCUCGUCCAGGAAAGCCAGAAGGACAACCCCCACAAGGAGGAAACCAGUCCCAAGGUCCCCCACCUCGUCCAGGAAAGUCAGAAGGACAACCCCCACAAGGAGGAAACCAGUCCCAAGGUUCCCCACCUCGUCCAGGAAAGCCAGAAGGACCACCCCCACAAGGAGGAAACCAGUCCCAAGGUACCCCACCUCGUCCAGGAAAGCCAGAAGGACAACCCCCACAAGGAGGAAACCAGUCCCAAGGUCCCCCACCUCGUCCAGGAAAGCCAGAAGGACCACCUUCACAAGGAGGCAACAAACCUCAAGGUCCCCCACCUCAUCCAGGAAAGCCACAAGGACCACCCCCACAAGAAGGUAACAAACCUCAACGUCCCCCUCCUCCAGGAAGGCCACAAGGACCACCCCCACCAGGAGGCAAUCCCCAGCAGCCUCUGCCACCUCCCGCUGGAAAGCCCCAGGGACCACCUCCACCUCCUCAAGGGGGCAGACCACACAGACCUCCCCAGGGACAGCCUCCCCAGUAAUCAAGGUUCAAUGACAGGUAUGAUUCCAGUUUAUUCUUCACCAAGUGCUCUAAGUGUUACAGUUCUCCGACUUUAUUGUGCCAAUGAAUCAACUAAAAACCCAUUGACAUUGUAUUGCCCUAGAACCCAUUUCUAAAGAUUUGUAUUCAGAUACUCUGGAAUAGGGCAAGAAGACCCUGUAUUUCUAACAAACUCUUUAAGGAACUCUGAUGUUGAGAAACAACAUACCAUACAAUCUGUCUUAAAUUGUGUUGGCAAUGAGGAAGUAGUACCAUGUCCAUUCUUGGUGCUCUGCUUUCUGUCCACAAACUCAGAGAUAUUGCAUUUAAAUUUUUCACCUGAGCACUGUUGCUCAUUCCUGCCUCACGCCAGCCUCUCGAGUCCAGUAUUCCUGCCAAAUGGUCCCUGAUCUUUCAGCAGCUAAAUGGCGUGUCACUUUUUAGAUACUUAACUUUUCAAUACAUACAUGAUUAAGCUAACAAAAGAUAUCUAAUGGAAUGGAAAAAUAUGAAGCUAAUUUUAAAGGCACAGCUCAUCCUACCCACCUUCCUUCCUUCAAAAAGCUACCACUGUUGACUUUAUGGGAUCUUCUCUUUGAAAUAUUUAUGUGUGCAUAGACAUACAGCAUUCUUUUACCCUACCACUAAUACCAUAACUUAUAUGCAGGUAUAUAUGGUAGUCACUUAAAAAUACACUUCUUGAAAAUUUCCACAUCAGUUUAUGAAGCUAAAUACAUCUCUUCAGUGGUUUUCUGUUUGCUUUUACAAUUUUAUGCUACUCCAUUGUGUGGCUGCACCAUGAUUUCUUUAAUCAAUCCCUGUCACUGGACACUGAGGGUGGUUUCAUUUUAUCACUAUUAUAAAAUAGGUUCUGAUUAUCAUAUGUGUAAAUAUAUCCCUGAACAAAUUCAACAGCAAUGAGUCAUAACAACCUAAGGAUGAUCUUUUCUCUUCAUCUUCUAAGCAACAAUUUGGAGCACAUUGUGUGCAAGGGCAUCAAAAGAGUGAACACAGAAAAAAUUAGGAAAGAAUCACAGGAGGUUGAAGGGAUUGGGGAGAGAGGAUGGGCUCUCAUGUACUCUACUGCUGUAACACCGGUGAGGAAUUCGACAUUUCCUGCCAUGUCAAGUCUGCUCUAUGAACUUCCUUGUUUGUUUGUUUCAGGAAGUGAAUAAGAAGAUGACAGUGAUUCAAAUGAUUCAAAUGCCAUGACAUUGUAAGAAGGUGGUCAUAGCUCUACCUUUAACAUACCAAUAAAAUAAACAGCUUACAAUU
Messenger RNA from Pan troglodytes (chimpanzee), 2446 nucleotides. Its product is annotated as basic salivary proline-rich protein 3. Lineage: Eukaryota; Metazoa; Chordata; Mammalia; Primates; Hominidae. Bases 379 to 1308 code for a protein of 309 amino acids. The transcript has 3 exons. The record is from RefSeq and is a predicted model, not a curated record.